Molecule: messenger RNA, 2085 nt
Organism: Octopus sinensis (East Asian common octopus)
Lineage: Eukaryota; Metazoa; Mollusca; Cephalopoda; Octopoda; Octopodidae
Exons: 2
Coding region: 952-2019 (355 amino acids)
Biological process (GO): SCF-dependent proteasomal ubiquitin-dependent protein catabolic process; protein polyubiquitination
Cellular component (GO): SCF ubiquitin ligase complex
Molecular function (GO): protein binding
Source: RefSeq, a predicted model, not a curated record
CUUUUUCCCUUCAAACUAAGAAAUGUUUGUAAUGCUGUUUUGUGACGAGAAGGGAACCUGUACACAAUAUGCAUGCACGCUGCAUGCAUUAGAAAGCAAGUGAUGUAUAAAGAAUUUAUUUCCACAGUAAGAAUCUAAAGGAAGAAGAAACAACGUUUUGGACAGAAGCAUUCACCAGGAGAGACACAGAGACAGAGAGAGAAAGAAUCCCAUGUAGGCCUUACAGACACACACCAACUCUGAAUGAUUUAUUCACACUGGCCUCGUUGUUUGUUUAACCAAAGUCCAUCCAGCCCUCAUCGAACAGACUUGUGCGCGAUAAAGGACACUCCAGUCGCGACCAUCGCAUCUGUUGGCAUACCUGUGAUUGCAAUUAACACGACCUUUUUUGUAUUUAAGGCGAUCGGAUGCGAUUUGAGAAAGAUUUGGCUGCUAUUUCUGUUUAACAGAAGGGCUGCAUAGAUUGCCCUGUUUCUCUCUUUCAUUGGUUCCUUCGCCGUUGUUGAUAUUUUCGGAAGCAGCUCAUGGUGAAUUUCUUAUUUAAGCAGACACUUAAAGAACACUUAACGAAAACGAUCGAACAGAUUGUAAAUCUAUUUUAUCGACCCCCUCGAGAGAGAGAGAGAAGGAAAGACAAAGUCGACCUCAGCAAGAUUUGAAUUCAAAAAACACUUUGUUGAUAAAAAAAGGUUUGUUUAUGGCUGCUACAUUUGGGGGAAAGAAAAAACAGAUCAAUCGCCCGCAUAGAAGCUAGAAUUCGAGAAAUCAAAGCUGGAAUUGGUGAUGGACACAGUGAAGCUUGCAUCAUAGAUGAGAAGAAAACACACAUGAAGACCCAUUGAGAGAGAAAUCUGGUUCUAAUUAACAGUGGACUGAGCGGAUUCUGUGGAUAGAUUUCUUCAAGUUGUGUUCUAUUCUCAAUUUCUCUCUGUUAGUUCAGCUAAGUCCAAAAUGGAAGAAGCUAGGCAAUACUUCCCAUUUGAAAUGCUACCUGACCUUUGCAAGCAAAAGAUCUUCUCUUACCUGAAUGCUGUGGAUAAAGGCCACUCAGCGCAGGUGUGUACUAAUUGGCGAGAUCUCAUGUCUUCGUCUGUUUGGGACACAAUUGAUCUUUCAUCAGACUUGGGAUUCGGGUGUCUUCCGUCGGCAACCCAUUCGGUGGAGGGCAAAGAGUGCCAUGAAUGUUACUGCAAGAGGGUUAAUGAUUUCUUCAUAUAUCUCAACCGAAUACAGCCUACCAUACGUCGCUUGGAUUUUUAUUUUGAUAUCGGAGACAUUAACAACAACAGCAACAACUACCUGGACAACAUCCAGCGUGGACUUAUUCCAUCACUCUGUAAGCACUUGCGUUAUGUCCGUGUGAACUGGAAGGACUCGAGAGACCGAUGGCUCGAUCCGGGUCACCAGCCAGAUCAAGAUGCCGUGUACAGCUACAAACUGCAUCUACGACGGUUCGCACAUUUCUUUGAGUAUUUCACAACAAUUGUACCAUCUCUCACCACUUUAAUUCUACCAUUUGAUUGGAACCAAAAGACAAUACAAAGCUUAACUCGGCUCAAGAGCCUUCAGUCACUAGUCUUGAAACGGGUUGUCUGUAGUCAAUCUCUGAUGCAGAGCCACUUGGAUCUCGUUCUCUCAGAGCUUCCGUCUUUGAAACAGUUGCUCUUAGAAGUAUGGUUACCAAGUGGGGAUGGACUGAUUCCGUACACACUAAAAUCUGAUUCACUAGAAAAUUUGGACAUUUCCGAAAGUCAUGGACUUUAUCUAAAUCAUGUGGAUAUGCCUCAUUUGAAAGGCAUUCGUAUCGCACGUCACAUUUUACAUGGACCCUUAAAAACAUUCAACAGAUUAAAUCUGCCGUGUUUGCACAGUGUACUGUCAAACGGGGCACCAACACUCUCAAAAAUUAACGAUCAUUAUCUUCAACCUAAUUGGCGCCACGAAAUUUAUGUGACUUUGGAAGAAGUGCUUCGGGCGGUCUGUUCUUGCCGGAACCAUCUCACUGAUUUAAUUGUGUGAGUGUUGUUAGAAGGUACCACAAUUUGUUUUUUUAAUCUUUACAAACAGGUGUUGUAAGGAAAGGUG